This is a messenger RNA of Ictalurus furcatus (blue catfish), 1639 nucleotides long. RefSeq names its product zinc finger protein 239. The transcript has 3 exons. Lineage: Eukaryota; Metazoa; Chordata; Actinopteri; Siluriformes; Ictaluridae. The record is from RefSeq and is a predicted model, not a curated record. Bases 117 to 1016 code for a protein of 299 amino acids. Gene Ontology annotation, biological process: regulation of transcription by RNA polymerase II. Gene Ontology annotation, molecular function: RNA polymerase II cis-regulatory region sequence-specific DNA binding; DNA-binding transcription factor activity.
CGACGAAAGAACCUCUCUCACGCUUGUUCGCGGAACUUCUUUCUCUACACGGGCUUAGAAGCUCUGAUAUUCUGUGUGAUUUCACUAAAGUGUCCUGAUUCUUUACACCUCUUAUAAUGAAAACCAGACGGCGCUCUUUAAGAAAAUCUCCACAGACUCCUGCUGCUACUGGCUCAAAGAUGUUCCACUGCUCAGAUUGUGGGGAGAGUUUUACUAAAAGUCAUCAUCUCAAAGAUCACAAGCGGAUCCACACAGGGAAGAAGCCAUUUUACUGUAGACAGUGUGGGAAGAGUUUUACUUGCCAGAGUCAUCUCCAACAGCAUGAGCGCAUUCACACAGGGGAGAAGCCGUUUCUCUGUACACAGUGUGGGAAGAGUUUUUCUUUUCAGAGUAAUCUCCAACGACAUGAGCGCAUUCACACAGGAGAAAAGCCUCAUCACUGCUCACAGUGUGGGAAAAGUUUUACUUUACAGUGUAAUCUCCGACGACACCAGCGUAUCCACACAGGAGAGAAGCCGUAUCACUGUGGACAGUGUGGGAAGCGUUUUACUUGCCAGCAUACUCUCCACCAGCAUUUGCGCAUUCACACAGGGGAGAAGCCGUAUCUCUGUGCACAGUGUGGGAAGAGUUUUUCUUUUCAGAGUACUCUCCUACAACAUGAGCGCAUUCACACAGGAGAGAAGCCGUAUCACUGUGGACAGUGUGGGAAGAGUUUUACCCAACCAUGGACUCUCCAACGACAUGAGCGCAUGCACACAGGACAGAAGCCAUAUUACUGUGGACAGUGUGAGAAGAGUUUUACUUGCCAGAGUAAUCUCCAACAGCAUUUGCGCAGUCACACAGGAGAGAAGCCGUAUCACUGUGGAUUGUGUGGGAAGAGUUUUACUAUUCGGAGUAAUCUCCAACAGCAUUUGCGCAUUCACACAGGACAGAAGCCGUAUCGCUGCACGCAGUGUAAGAAAAGUUUUCGUGACCAGAAGACCCUCCUCAGCCACCAGCAGAGACAUACAGGAUAGAAGCUGUACCUCUGCGGAUAAUGUGGGCGGAGUUAUACGCUUUCAAGUUCAUUAAGGACACACAAGUGCUCUAACAUAAAACCAUCAGACAUUAAUUUCUCAAGUUAAGAUAUGUGUUUUUAAUUUACAUUUUUUUUAAAGGGGAGGUAAAGAGACAUUCAGGCAUUAUACCAUAUUAUAUUAUUUGUCAUGGACUGUAGUAUUCUGUUGCAUGGGACUUUAUUGCUUACUCUCUGGAUUUUAGAAAAUUGAUGAUUUUAUGUUGUUUUCCUAUUUUUCUCCAAAUGCCACAGUGAGCACUGGCUUGCUUUAUGCCUUAAUGACAAAACCACUGGAGAAUUUUUUGACUCAUAUGGAAACCCUCCAAACUACGAACUCAUUCCUCGCUCAAUUAAUUAUUUUUUGACCAAGAACUGUUGCAAAAUAAAAUUGAACCCUGUACAAGUUCAAAACUUUACUUCAGUUUGCUAAAAAAAACAGUUUUUUCUGUGUCAUAAAGCUAAAGGUUAUUCAUUUAACCAUAUGUCUAUGUAUAGCAAAGAUUUAAAUAGAAAUGAUAAUGCUGUUGUAUUUUUUUUUGUUAAAAAAAAAUGUACCCUAGAAUAAAUAAAAAGCAUUCUUUA